Molecule: messenger RNA, 7350 nt
Organism: Rotaria sordida
Lineage: Eukaryota; Metazoa; Rotifera; Eurotatoria; Philodinida; Philodinidae
Source: the annotation of a GenBank genome assembly
AUGUCGAACAGUGUUGGUUUAUCAACGGUCUCGGGAUUAGUCAAACAGACAGCUCUUCUUAAUAAUCGACAAUAUGUAACAGCUAAGCAAGGUUUAGAAUUUGCUGAAACAGCUGUUAAAACAACUAGAUCAACAUAUAUAUCUCAACAAAAUAAGAUUGAUAAUUCAUUUUCUACUGGUAUUCUAUCAAAAGAUGAUUAUGAUAAACAAACAAAUCGACUGAAACAUCAAGUUGAAAUUGAUUGUGCUCCAUGGGAAAUUUAUGUUAAAAAAUUAACUCAACUUAUUGAACAAUACCCAUCACAAUCUGAAACACAACGAACUAAUAAACGAACAUUCAAUCAAUCUUCAUCUUUGAAAAAACAACAUUCUCAUUCAUCUGUAUCUAAACGUAGUCGUUUAAUUUUUUCAUCUAGUAGUUCUGAUUCAGAUACACCCGAACCUAUUCCUUCAACAACUCAAAAAAAAUCUAAUCCAAUUAUAAUCAAACAUGAUUCAAGUACAAAUACAAAUCCAUUAGAAUUCUCACUUCGUUCACCUUUUUCUUCAACACCAAACAUUAUUCCGUUUACAGCCAAAACAAAUAAUAUUACACAACGAAUUCCUUUACAACAUAUUAAUGAAAUAGCUGCAAAACAAAUAGUUCUUCUUCAUGAUGAAGGACAUUUAGUACGAUGGAAUGAUGUUAUUUGGCGUAUUUUAAUAUAUUUUCAUGUUCAAGAUCUUGGUAAUAUAGGUAUACAACGUGCUGAUCAAAUUGCUUGUAUUGAUAAUCUUAUUCGAACACAAAAUAAAAUAAAUAUUUAUCUUGAUGCUUAUGCUUAUUGGCAAACAAUAGGUACAUUAAAUGAAUUAGAAAAUGAUUUGGCUCAUAUUUUUUAUAAAAAUGAUUAUAAUGAAUUAUUACUUGGUCCUAUAGAAAAACAACCAAAAAUUGUUGAAUUAUUUCGAUUAAGAAAUAUUCAAAAUGAAUAUAUAAAAAAAGAUUUAAAAAGUUCUGAUAUAUUAAAAUAUCUUGAUCAAUAUAUGACUAAAGAAUCUGUUUGGAAAACAGAAAAUGAAAUAAAUAUUGAAAAUUUUUUCAAAUUUAUUGCUAAACAAGUUCAGAUUAAAAAUAUUUAUCAAUUAGGUAUUCGAAUGAAAAGUGCAUAUUUAGCAAGAAAUUGUAUUAAAAGUAUGCAAGCAAAUCAACGUAAAACAAUGGAAAUAGCUCGAACAGAAUUAAGUUAUAUAUUAACUGAUCUUGUACAAAAAGAAAUUGAAAAAAUUUCAAAAACUAUUAAUGAUAAAUUAGAUAAUAAUCAACAACAACAACAACAACAACAACGUCAAAUUUAUGCAUCAAUGGAUCCAAUUGAUAUAAUUAAUGAUCUUAUUGAAAUUUGUCGUGAAGUUUGUCACAAUAAAAUGAAUAUUUAUUUAGAUUAUUCGUCAUUUCGAAAAAUCUCUCAUACACUUGAUAUUAUUUCAAAAGAUCCAAUGUUAAGAAAUAUAUUUCAAAUAGCUAUUUGUCAUGGUCAUUUGGAAAUACCUGAUCAAACUAUUCAAUCAAAAGAAUUACCAAUUAAAACUCAAUGUAAUACAAACAAAAAAAUAUAUUUUCAUUCAUCUGAUUCAUCCGAUAAUGAUAUUGAAUUAGAAAGAAAAUCAUUGGAACCAAUAAUUAAACAUCCAAAUGAUAAUGAAAUUUUUCAAGCAUUUAAAGAACAAAUUAGUUCAUUAAAAAUAUUUACAUUUACUUUAUUAUCUCGAAUUGAACAACGUUUAUGUGAAAAAUUUAAAGUAACUUAUUUUCAAGAAUUAGGUCAUGGUACUUUUAAUAAUUAUAUAGCACAAAAUGAACAAUUAUUAUUUUCUAUUGAUACGAAAUUUAAAUUUUCUUCAUCAGAAUAUGAUGAUGAUAAUAAUAAUAAUAAUAAUACAAUAUGUAAAAUUUCAGUUGAAGAUCUUGAACAAUUUAUUCUUCAAAUACUUGAUAGAUCAAUAAUAGAUCAGCAAUAUAUUGAACAAAUUAUUUGUUAUCAUUAUCAAAUUGAAUCAUUUGAACAACUUGGACAUGGUUCAUUUCGUUCAAUAUUUAAUUCUAUUAAACAAAAUAAAAAAUCUGAAAAUAUAUCAAUUCAUUAUGAAUGUAUUCUAUUCGAUGAAAUACCUAUACUUAAACAGACAUUAAAUAAAACAUCAAAAUCAUUUCUACAAAAUGUUGAACAACAAGCUUUAAAUGCUAUUAAUCAAUGUCCACUUCUUGGAAAUCUUCAUUUUGAUACACAAUGGAAUUUACAUUUUCGUUCAAUAUUAGGUAAUUUGAAAGCAUUUCUCACUCGACAUAUGAUUUCAAUACUUGAAGUUGAUCAUGUUACAUUUCUUAAAUUAUCUUCAAAUUCUACACUUGAACUAUUCAAAGAAUCUCUUUAUAAUUAUGAUCCAAUCUUAACUUCUGGACAUCUUGUCUCAAUACUUGUUCAAUAUGGUUCAAUAAAUAAUGCUCCAUUAUCUCUUCUUUCAAAUAUCGUACAUACAUUUUUCUUGACUAUAACACUUGAUAAUCGAUUAUAUAAUUUUCUUAUACAUAUUUUUCUUCGUAUACCAUUUCUUCUUCUUUCAUCAAUUAUUGAACGAAUUUUUUUUCAAUCAUUAAUUAAACUUGAAGGUAGUCAAAUAAAAAUACGUGAAAUAUUAUGGAAAACAAUUAAUAAACAAGAUCCAAAUAUAUUCAUACGAUUUAUUCAAUUAGGACAACAAUUAGGAUUUACUGAAUGGUCAAUAGAUAAAAUAAAAAUUGAAUCAUCAAUUAAAAUUCAAGAAGAAAAAAAUUUAUCUUUGUCAAUUCCAAGUUAUGUAACAUCUUCAAUAGUUUCAAAAGUUGAACAAAUAUUUUCUACUACUACUAAUAAUAAUAAUAAUAAUAAUAAUAAUCAUCCUUAUGAUUUAAUUGAUCGUAUUCGUCGAGAGAAAUUUGGUAUUGGUUUAAAUCUUUCAAAUGAAAGUCAAUAUUUAACUAAUCAAUUAAAAUUACUUAUUGGUCGAUCAUUAGAACGUCUUUCAAAAGAAUUAUAUAAUAGUGAUAUGCAUUUUGUACUUGAAUUAAUUCAAAAUGCUGAUGAUAAUCAAUAUAUUCAAAAACCUAGUUUAGUUUUUGUUAUUGAUUCUAAUUCAAUUAAUAUAUAUAAUAAUGAAAUUGGAUUUCAAGAAAAUAAUAUUCAAGCAUUAUGUGAUAUUGGUAAAUCAACUAAAGGUAAACAUAAACAAGGUUAUAUUGGACAAAAAGGUAUUGGUUUUAAAUCAGUUUUUACUGUUUGUAAUCGUCCAGAAAUUUAUUCUAAUGGUUACCAAAUUUGUUUUGAUGCAUCUAAUGAUUCAAUAGGAUAUAUAUUACCGAAUUGGAUAGAAAAUGAAAUUAAAGAUAAUGAAUAUUUAAAUUGGACAACACGAAUAUGUUUACCAUUAAAAUCAGAAAAUGAAAUGCAAAAACAUAAAUCACGUUCAUUAACAGAAAGUUUUCAUGAUAUACGUCCAUCAUUAUUACUUUUUUUAAAUCGUCUUCGUUCAAUAACUAUUCAUAAUCGUUUAAUAAAUUCCAAACAAAUCUAUGAACGUAUUGAUAUGUCUAAUACAAAUAUUGUUGAAAUACAUUGUGAACAAAUUAUUGAAAAAUGGUUUAUUAUUAAAAAACAAUUAAUUAUUCCAAAUGAAAUUAAAACAAAUUUCGAUGAUACUAUUGAAGCAACUGAAAUAGCAUUAGCUUUUCCUUUACAUAAUAUUAAUAAUAAUGAAAAAAUUCUAUUAACUAAACAAGAUGUAUAUGCUUAUUUACCAUUAAGAACGUUUGGUUUUACAUUUAUUAUUCAAGCUGAUUUUGAAAUUCCAUCAUCACGACAAGAUAUUUUAAGUGAUAGUAUAUGGAAUCAAUUUCUUCUUAAUGAAAUUCCAUCUAUAUUUCUUUCAUCACUUGAUAUUUUUUAUCAAGAACAAUCAUCUUUACCUAUUGAUCCUCUUCGUUUAUUUCUUUAUUUUCUACCAAAUGAAAUUUCAAUUUAUAGUAAUAAUCUUUUUAUACCUGUAUGUCGAAAAAUACUUCAUUUAUUACGUUCUCGACGAUUUCUACCGGUUAUUAAUGAUAAUAAUUUACAUAUGCCAAAUGAAUGUGUACUUAUAAAUGAUUUAACUAUAAAAGAAAUUUUAACACCAGAACUUUUAUAUAAUCAUCUUAAUUUAUAUUAUUUAAAAGAUGAUUUAUAUGAACAUGAAAAACAAUUAUAUGAACUUGGUGUACAUCGUCUUGGUCAUAAUGAAUUAAUUGAUUUUAUUAAACAAAUAUUUACUAAAGAAAUAACAAUUGAAAAUAAAAAAAUUCUAUCAAAAUGGUUUUGUUGUUUAUAUCGAUGUUUAAAUGAACUUUCUUUAAAUGAUGAACAAAAAGUUUUAAAACAUAUUCAAUCAUUAAAAAUAUUUCCAUUAAAAAAUUAUCAAGAAUUUAUUUCAUUAAAUCAUAUUAAACAAAUUAUUUUUUUUCCAUCGAAAAAUAUUCAAUUACCAAAAUUAAUUGAAAAUGAUUUAAUGAUUAUCAAUGAAGAAUUAUGGAUGAAUUUAGAAAAAAAUUCAAUUGAAAUAAUUCAAAUACAAACAUUACUUGAACGACUUGGAAUACAACAUUUAACACAUCGAGCUAUUUGUGAACAACAUAUAUAUCCAAUUUUUGAAAAUGAAUAUUUAUGGAAAAAUAAAUCAUCUGAAACUCUUAUUGCUUAUGUUAUGUAUAUUUUUGAUCUAUGGUCAAAACAGAAUCAUUAUAUUGAUAUGACUCAAUUAAAAUCAAUUGUUCAAUUAUUAACAAAUGAUAAUUUUAAACAACCCAUACAUGAUUCAAUUUAUUUUACACCAAAAUAUGGUAAUCCAUAUGAUUUAUCCAAAGAUUUCAAUACAUAUAAUUGGAUAUUAAUUAGUGAUGAAUAUAUUCCUGAAAAUUCAUCAUUAAAUUAUCGUAAAAAAUUGCAUGAAUUUUUUUCUGAAUUAGGUAUUUCAAAUUUUUUAUUUCCAAUUCAAAAUUCAACAUAUAAACAAUUUAAUUCAUUAAUUCAAAUUCAAUCAAUAUCAAUGAAUAAAAAACUUUUUUUAGCAUUACAAGAAACUUAUACAAGAUGUCAUAAUAAUGAAUUAUUUUUAAAUCAUUUAAAAGAAUCUAUAUGGAUACCAACAAUUCAAAUAUUUUAUUCUUAUAAUGAACAUAUUGAAUUAAAUCAAAUUUAUAAAUUAGAUAAACCAAAUAAUAUUUAUUUAAAAACAAAACAAAUUGAACAACUUUUUGGACAACAUGUUCAAUAUAUUGAUAUUGAUAUUGAUAUUAAUUUUAAUUCAUCAUUUGCAAAUGAUAUUGGUCUUAUUGAACAUAUAACAUUAACUGAUGUUAUUUCUAUGUUACUUAAUUGGUGUAAGAAUUCAAUUUUUUAUACUUCAAUUUCUCAUAUGCAUAAUAUUUAUGAAUAUAUCUAUGAAAAUAUGAGUAUUAAUGAAUUACGAGAAUUAAUUAAUAAUAAAUCAAUUUUUUUUGUACCAAUUUCAUCAUUAUCAUCAGUAGAUUGUACAAGCAUUGUUCGUGGUAAAUUUGUUAGUAUAUCUGAAGUUUGUUGGUAUGAUUCAACGAAUCUUUUUGUUAAAUAUUCUUCGUGUUUGAAAACAAUUAAUCAUUAUUUACUCGAAUCUUAUUAUACUGAACAAAAAUCAAUUUUUCUUGAUACAUUUUCUAUUCCAUUGAAUCCAACAAUUGAAGAAUAUAUUAAUUUAUUAGUUCAUAUCUCAUCACUUGAAACAACAGAAAAUACUAUUCAAGAUGCACUUUUAAUUUUUAAAACUAUUGGAAAAUUAUGUGAACAAUCGAAUAAUUUCACAGAAAAACAAGAUUUACAAAAUAAACUAUUUCAUAAAUCAAUUUUUCCUACAAGAGAUCAUCGUUGGGUUUCGUUGAAUGAUAAUCCAUUGAUAUCUGAUAUUAAUGAUAUUGGAGAAUUAUUUAUUCAUAUGAAAAAUAUUCCAUUAAUUGAUAUAUCAUCAUCAGAAGCUUUAAUAUUUUUUAAUAUGUGUGAUAUAAAAUCUCUUUCAUCAUCAAUUACAAUUGAACAUAUUAUUGAAAAUCCAUCGAAUGGAAUUUUUAUUCAAAAUUUACUUUCACCACUUAUUCCAUAUAUACAAUUAUUUAUGAAAUCUCGUUCAGAAUUUUUUGAUGCAUAUCAAUGGACAAAAUCAAUAAAUAUGUCAUCAUUACUUAUGAAUAUACAAUUUAAAAUUGUUGAUUAUCUUCAAUUAAUUUAUCGAUUUAAAUUUGAUUCAUCUAUUUGUAUAAUUCAAGAAGAAAAAUCAUAUUAUGAUAAAAAUCAUAAGAUUUUUUAUAUUCAUCAUGAAUGGACACAACAAUCAAAAUAUUAUCGAAAUAUAUUUCAUUCAUUUGCUCGAAUAUUUCUACCUUAUCAUAAUGAUGAUUUAAUACGUUCACUUGGCAAUUUUAUGAAUUUAUUAUAUAAUGAAGAAGAAAAUAAUCUUGAAAUGUUUGCUAAAUAUCAAAAUUUUGAUUUAAAUUUUAAAGAUUCAGAUGAUAUUCCAUGGCAAAUACUAUCAAUAUCAAAACAUAUUGAACCAAAUAUUGAUGAAAAUAAAGUUCGAAUGUUACUUGAAAAUGUUGCUCAAAAUCAAGAACAAUAUCGUGCUUAUAAACAAAAAAGACGACAAGAAUUAAAAAAACAUCCAUCUGAAACUUCCGCGAUUACUACCAAUUCAUCUAUUGAACAUCAAAGUGCUUCCGAAGAUUCGAUUCCUCGACUUGAUAAUAUUCGUACCGGUGCCUUGUCAGUAAUUAUUGAUACGCCUUGUGAAACUAUUGAAAAACACACUAAACAUGUUAAUAUUGAAGAUCUCACCCAUCAAGUACUUGAUAAUCGAGAUUCAAUAAUUGGUUCUAAUAAAGAAUCAUUGGAAAAAAUUGGUCGAUGGGGUGAACAAUGGGUUAAUGAAUAUCUUCAUGCUAAAUAUCAUGAUAAAAUUCAAUUGAAUGAAAUUGAAAUCAUAUGGCUUAAUGAAAAAUUUGAACAAGGAAAACCCUAUGAUUUUAUUAUAAAAAAUCUUAAAUCAAAACUAAUAAUUUAUAUUGAAGUAAAAAGUACUUUAAGUAAUAAUCGUCAAUUAAUACCAAUAACAUAUAAUGAAUUACAAUAUUGUUGUUCAUUGUCAGAUAUAAAUCAACAUUUUCAAAUCUAUCGUGUUUAUAAUACUGGUCAAUUAAAAAAAGUUAAAUUACAUAUUGUAGAAAAUCUUGAAGAAAAAUUACGUAAACAUGAUUUAGAAUUGUUUUUGUUAAUUUGA